AUGAGCGCGUUGUCUCUGACCGUGUCGCGUCGAUUGAUGCAGGUUGGAAGAAGACCGUCGGAGACGGGAGCGGAGGGAGAUCGGGUACUCUCCCGCGAGAAAUUCCGGGCGUCGCUGCCACCGCGCCACGAGGAAGGACGACCGUGCGCCGCGGAGGGAGCUCCGGCUACGCCUCUGCAGGGUCCCAGGCUUCGCGGGCGUCCAGGGGCUCUUCGACUAGUGCUUCCCAUAGCGGCGGCGGCGGCGGCGGCGGUGGUGGUGGCGGUAUUGGCGGAGGUACGAAAUACUCAGCCUCCGGUAGAUUCGAAGCAACCCCGAACGGUAGCCGCAGGGCGGGGGCAGGGCGGCCCUCUUCUCGGGCAGACAGCAGGGGGAGGUGGGGAGCAUCCCCUUCUAGAAGUGUUGGCGAGCGGCAUGGCGGCGGCGGCGAUGCCAGGGCGACCGGAGGUCGGGAUAGAGGGGGCCCCGGCGAUUGUUGACAGUCCCGGGGGAGGUACCCCCGGUAGUGGGAGGGGCGGCAGCCGAGCCGGCGCAGGGGGCUUCCUAAGACUAGUCAGGGACUCCGGCAAUUCCUCCGCCGCGACUUUGUCGACGUCUGGCCGAGGCGAGGAGGACGUUGCCGGCGGGGGGUGGAGGCGGCGCCGGCGCCGGCGAGAUCGGUGGGACGACGACGGGGACGGGGACGGGGACGGGGACGGGGACGGGGACGGGGACGGUGACCGCGACUCCGGGGUAGAGCAGGGGCUGCACCGGCGGGAAGAGGAAGAAGGGUGGCAACACCGGGAAGAAGGUCGUGGUGCUGGCGACGACGGGCAUCGGCGCAAGGAGGAUGAAGAGGAAGCAGUGACAAGGCCUACUCGGGGGGGCGGGACUGUUGUCAGAAAGGGAGGAGGAAGGGCAGGGGCGGGAUGGGGGGGGCUCGCGAGCAGCUCCGGGGCGGGGGUGGGGGUGGGGGGGGGCUCGUGCUCCUCGUCCAUGAGGUCUUCGGCGGCGUCGUCGGCGACGCGGCUGCUUCGGAGGGUGGAGCUCAGGACGCCUGCUGAGGAGGAGGAGGCAGAGGCUGUCCGGAAGUCGCAGGAGCUGACCUCGUCGUACAACGCGCCUGUACGAGAAAGCAAGAGCGCUGCUAGCCCCAGAAACUACCGGCACGUGAGCGGCAGUGGCGGUGCUCUGGUCGGACGAAUGAGAGGAGGAAACGACCCUGACCAUCAUUACCCCGGGGUGGCCGCGGGAGGGGUCCGAGCAACCGAAAGGACGGGGCAAGAAGAAGGGCGGCGGCGCGCCUUCUUUUCGGCGUCGUCGUCGUCUUCGAUACAACAACAGCAGGAAGAGCCCAGAUUACCCGGUGCUGCUAGCGACGCCCUAGCAGGCGGCGGCGGCCAAGACCCCCCGGAGCCGCCGAGCUUCGCCGCCGUCGACGGCGGCGGCGGCGGCGACGGCGAGAUGGAAGCCGGGCGGGAGAUUUCCGACAUCGACCGGCGUCUCGGCGAGCUGCACGAGUUUCUCAAGAGGGCUAAGGAGGGAGGAGGUGUAGGGGCGGCGCUUCCCCUGCCCUUGCCGCCGCCCCCACCGUCGGAGGUUGGUGCGGAGGCGGCAACGGAGGCGUCCGCCUCUUCCGCGGCUGUCUGA
Messenger RNA from Ectocarpus siliculosus, 1629 nucleotides. The record is from the annotation of a GenBank genome assembly. Lineage: Eukaryota; Phaeophyceae; Ectocarpales; Ectocarpaceae.